AGGGGCUCGCAGCGCCAGGCGGCCUGUGAACGCCCUGGCCAUGUCCGCGGGGGCCCGUGCUGCCGUUUGCGCCCCGCUCGCGCGAGCGGCGCGCCCAUGACCGCGAAGCGCCUGCAGUCGGGCGGGGCGCACGGCGAGGCCCCCGUGCAGAAGCGGCCGAGGUGGUGUUGCGCCGAGGAGGCUGGCCCCACGCCAGGCGCCGGGGCGGACGCGAGGAAAGCCGUGCGCGACCUGCAGUGGGCGUGCAGGCAGCGGCCCCUGGACUGGUGGACCGCGGCCGCGGCGGCAGGCGUCCUCGGGGCCGGCGCGGCGGCGCUCACCGCGAAGGACGCGGCCGUGGCGCUGCAGGCGCUCGCGAAGGUGGACGACUGCGACGAGGCCCGCACCGCCGAAGCCCUGGUGCGCGAGCGCCUGCUGCAGCCAGCCUCGUGCGACGAGCUGGACGCCUGCGGCGCGCGCGCCGCCAGGGGCAGCUCUCGGGGCAAAGUGAGGAGGGGAGCGUUUCGGAGUCGAGGCUCGAGGUGUCCGGGCGUUCCGUCGGUUCUCGGCGGUUGUCCAGCCUCGGGAUGCUCUCCAGGAGCUGCGCCUCGCCGACGGCAUUCUGGGGAUGCCCGGAUCGUCCUGAACGGCCGCCGGAGGCCCGAGCGAUAGCCCCAUAACCACGAGGGUCGCACCUAGGUCUUCCAGAGUCGGGCGACGAGAACUAUGCAUGUCCACUGGCCCGGAGCCGUGGGUGUGGAAACAUCUCGUCGCCCUGAGCAGAGGAUGGGAGAUAACCACGCUCAGCGCGUCUGCGGCCUCGGCCGCUGAGCUGCCCUUCUCCAGCGCGGCGGCGCGGCGGCGC
This is a messenger RNA of Prorocentrum cordatum, 844 nucleotides long. Lineage: Eukaryota; Dinophyceae; Prorocentrales; Prorocentraceae. The record is from the annotation of a GenBank genome assembly.